Xylaria bambusicola is the source of this 2354-nucleotide messenger RNA. RefSeq lists its product as uncharacterized. NCBI's taxonomy places the organism in Eukaryota, Fungi, Ascomycota, Sordariomycetes, Xylariales, Xylariaceae. The record is from RefSeq and is a predicted model, not a curated record. The coding region runs from base 290 to 1936 and encodes 548 amino acids. The transcript has 6 exons.
GUGGUGUUGGGCCGUUGCAGUCAGGUGGCGAAUACCCAUAUAGGUACUGUUAGAUGCAGGCUGACACCUCCCCCUCAUCUUGCUGCUGCCUAAAUCGAGGCAAUUCGUUUUCGAAUGUUUUGUGGCUAGUGCUUGGGCAUCUCCAACGCUUCCAACGACCACCCCACAUUUUCUGGCAGGAAUUCCAUCUACCAAUACUUGCACCCGUCGUGGUAAACGGAGCCCUAAGGAAUUUCUAUUGUACGCCGUCAUUAUCCGGGCAUUUCAUAUCCUGGCGCACACAAACGCGAUGGCAGAUGGGGUUUGUAGUUUCUCCAAGGUGCUAAAGGAAUUGAAAAUCAGAUUCCCAGAAGAGCCCCGAGGACUAACCGAAAAGGGGUGCAGCAUCCGCCGAAAAUCCAGUUGGGGAGAUGUCUUGGUGGUGUUAGAUGAUGUAGCAACGGCUUAUGCAGCGAAGGAUGGAUUGAAGGGAUUAUUUAAAAGAGCCAAGGGUUUUAUAGAGGACCAGGCUGACACCAUAGAACGAGGGUCACGGCUCGUGCCAGAUAUCGGCUACUCCAAGCCCAUUGUUGGUACUUUAACAUUCAUCCUUACAGCAUUUAAACAAACCAGCAAGGUACGACAAGAAGUCAGCGAUGGCGUCGAAAAACUCAAGAAGAAGUUUGAUCUUGUUGAGGACUACAUUGAGCUGUAUUCGACCAAACCCAAAGUCACGGAGAGCGCCAUGACUCUUUACGUGACCAUACUCCAGGCUAUAGAAGAAGUUAUUGGCUACUAUACAAGACAUAUGGUAAUCAAAGGAUUUAAGGCGCUAUGGAAUGGGGAGAAUUACGAGGAGUCACUGCUGUCAUGUUUGGAAGAUAUCACUAGUGUCAGCAAAGAGCUAAUGGACGAAGCUGACACCGCUCACAAACAAAUGACUAAUGCAAUGGCUAAAGAUGUACAGACCGGGUUUCAAGACGUGAAAAUAUUGGUAGAGCAGACUGAGAAAGAUUUAAAGGAGAGCUUGAAGGCCAUGUUCAAAGAUCACAUUGCUGCAAUGGAAGCUAGGCAUGCGAAGGAAAAGCAGCUUCUACGACACGAAAUCGAACAGCGAGAUGCCGAACGUGCGAGAUUUGAGCAGCUCUACUAUCGUUCCCUUACGCCUGCGCCACCUUCGAAAGCUGAGUGUAUUGUUAAACAGGAAGAUUUUCUCGUUUUCCUUGACAUGACAGGCAUAGAGACAACAGACAUUGAGUACAUCACACAACAGAGGGAAUUAGUCAUUUCGAGGGGCCGAGAUCGCACAGAGCAGGUCAUGAAAUCGAACCAGCUCCGGGAGUGGCUAAUCCAACCACAUUCAAAGGAACUUUUAAUCCACGGAAAUGGCGAGCCUCUUCCCAUCUCCCCUCUAUCGUUCUUCUGCGCGACGAUCAUGCAGAACUUGCGUGGCGUUGGAAGAUUCAAGUCAGUUGCAUUCUUUUGCGGCUGUCAUCCUUAUGAUGACUAUGGCGGAGGCAGGACACUUAUUAUGAGCCUCCUUUCUCAGCUCUUGCAGCAGCAACAAUUUGACUUGAGCUUUAUCGACCACGAAACAGCUCACCGAAUGAGUAGCGGCGACAGCCUAGCAUUCUGCUACGUCUUCGGGCGACUCCUGGAGCAGGUCAACACGAAUGAAACUGUCUUUUGCGUUAUUGACGGGAUAAAUUUCUAUGAAUGUGCAGGAGAGGAACCACUGCAGGAAAUGUCGGACGUGUUACGGUUUUUACUGGACCUCUCGCAACAACGGGAUUCAGUAUAUAAGAUUCUAGUGACCAGCCCUUCGAGUACCGAGGACGUGCGGCAGGCGAUCAAGGAUGAGGAUUACCUUGCAUUGCCUGACCAAGCUACAAACACCAUAGGUUUCAGCAAGAAGCGUUCGGAACGACAGUGGCAAGAAGCAGUCGAUGUAUCUUAGUGGUCGCCAUAGCCCAGUAAACUGAGUAAACUAUUCUACCAAAAGCAUGAGCUACGCCCUCUGGACACUGCUAUCGUCGGAGUUAUCAUAAUCAAAUUGAAGUUAUGGUGUCUGCAAUUGCACAUAAUUAUUGGAUUCUAAUCUCAAACGUGUGUUCGGUCGUAAUGAAAGGUUGGUUUAAGAGUUGUGAAGACCUAGUGUGUUUGAUAGAGAACGAUGAUUAAGCCGGCACAUUUGAGGGCAAUCAAAUGAGGUGUUUUACUUUCAAACUUCAGAAGACAAUGGCUAUGAAGGAUGAAGCCAAGAUCAUUUAGCAGCCUACUAUAAGUCUGUAACAUAGUCCUUAUCUAUAUCCCUGCCUAAGUGCCUACGCCUGUUACACAAAUUAGUUUUAAUGCAAUUGGAGCCUAGUUAACUG